Messenger RNA from Coprinopsis cinerea okayama7#130, 1102 nucleotides. RefSeq lists its product as hypothetical. Gene Ontology annotation, cellular component: endomembrane system. Bases 45 to 1004 code for a protein of 319 amino acids. The record is from RefSeq and is a predicted model, not a curated record. NCBI's taxonomy places the organism in Eukaryota, Fungi, Basidiomycota, Agaricomycetes, Agaricales, Psathyrellaceae. The transcript has 8 exons.
CGCAGCCAUUGCAUCGCGCCCAGGGAGAGGGCAUAUCUCCUGAAAUGAAGCUGUUUGCCAUCGCCUUUGCCUUGCUGGCCGUGCUGGCCACGUCCGUUUUUGCAUGGGAUAAUCUCGACCAUGAAAUAUUCGACAUGGUAUCCGAAUUAGAGGCCGCUGAAGGCAAGGGGACCACGUUCUACUCCUGGUUGGAGGUCCCCAAUACUGCAACCACCUCCGAGAUUGCCAAGGCAUAUAGGAAGAAAAGUAUAGUCUUGCACCCUGACAAGAACCCCGGGGUCAAGGGCGUCCAUGAGCGGUUUGCGCGCUUAGGGAAAAUAUCGACGAUUCUCCGCGACAAGGAGAAGCGCGAGCGAUAUGAUUUCUUCUACAAGAAUGGCGUCCCGAAGUGGAGGGGAACGGGAUACUACUAUUCUCGAUUUAGACCGGGUCUCGGGACUGUGUUAAUUUUCUUGGUUAUCUUGACAUCCUCUCUACAAUAUCUCGUCCAAAACCUCAACUACAAGCGCGAUUUAGCUCGAAUUGAAACCAUCACGAGCAAAGCUAAGGCCGUUGCAUGGGGUCCCAAGUUGGUGCCACUUACUGGCCAGCGGAAGGUUCGCGUCAAUCUUGGAGACGCCCACGAUGAAGACGGGAACGUUUACGAUUCCAGGUGGAUCGAUAUGGUGGUUGACGGAAAUGAUGUUUACAUGCUUGACGACAAUGGCGACCAAAUCCUCAUCAAUGCCGACACAGCGACUGCACCUGGGAUUACGCGCACCUGGUUCAUUUCUUUGGUCAAAGCUCUCAUUUUCAAAGUCAUUGGCAAGAGCUCCGAUUCUGACUCGGCCACAGAGCAAGAAUUGGCGGCUGAUGAAGACAACGACGAUGUAUCUUCUGCGACUGGUUCUGACGCUCCCGGGAGCAACAGCGGCACUUCAACGCCCAACGGCUCGCUAAAGGGAGGCCAUCUCGCCGCGACAAAAGCUGGGGGGAAGCGAAGAAAGGCAGUCAAAAAGCGGUAAUGGUGGACGAUUUGGAUAGUACGAGGAGCCCUGUUCGUCUUGACCGUUUCCGCGUCCCUGUGCUUGUUAUCUAUGGAAUGUUUUUGUUGCCACAUGCA